Molecule: messenger RNA, 1269 nt
Organism: Boeremia exigua
Lineage: Eukaryota; Fungi; Ascomycota; Dothideomycetes; Pleosporales; Didymellaceae
Exons: 3
Coding region: 92-1162 (356 amino acids)
Source: RefSeq, a predicted model, not a curated record
UGGAGCUGAAGGAGUAUAAGAACGAUGAUCCUUUACCUAUGAUAUUAGCAUUCCAAUCGAUGAGACUGCCCUACUUCUCUUCGUUGCCACAAUGUCUGACGCCCUCACACCUCGCUCCUGGGCACCGCCUAUAUUCGAGCUGUCGACCGCUGAGAACGAUGGCACCAAGGACCAGAGAUACGACGUCCGCAAGACGCUGGCCUAUGUCACGGAAGACCUGAACAACGUGAACAACGUCUUCAUGCUAUACUGGAUCACGACCACGACCGGCGAGAAAUUCCACCUCACCACCAACGCCGGCCUGCGCGGCUCAAAAAUGCUGGGCUCAUUCCUCUCUCUCAACGACCUCCAGACGCGCACCACCCGCGGCGCCUCCAUCAUUGAAGGCGGCUCCGGCAACAAAGACCACCUAGAGCUGCGCAGCGCCACACAAACUGUUAUCGCCCCCGAGGACGGCGACAAGUGGACCGGCACGCAGCACACUCUCGAGAUGCAGGGCGUUAAGCUGGAAACCACACUCCGCCCCACCGGCCAGCACUUCUACUACGGCGGCAGCGGCUGCAUCCAACUGACGACGCGCGGGCCCGACCCAGACUACUCCACCACCCUGCCGGGCUGGUCGUGGUACUGGACGAACCCGACCACGCGGAUCGCAGGCACCCUCGCCAUCGACGGCACACGCUAUGAGAUCGACCCGGAGCAGUCGUACAGCAUCUUCGAGCGGCAGUGGGGUAACUUCCAUAUCGGCAAGGGCUACUACGCACUCUGGUUCUGGCUGUCUACGGGCGAGGUGCUGAUAUCGUGGAAUAUGGAGCCCAGCAUUGACGGCGUGUCCGAGGUGAAAUUUGCAAGCGUGUGGCAUCCAAAUGGGCUGCACGAGACGAUCCCCGUGGGCCCCAACAGCCGUGCCUCCAACGUCAUCACGAGCGAGAAAACCGGGUUGAAGUAUUUCAAGGACUACUUUUUGGAUCUGCCGGCCAGGAAUGCGAGCUUCAGCUUCACCAAGUGGUUUGAGCAGGAUGAGCUUAAUCCGGCGCUGCCGGAACAGAUGGGUAAAUACAUUACGAUUGCGGAGUCGUAUGGUGAGGGGACCGGUGUGUGGGAUGGGAAGGAGAUUACCGUGCAGGGGCAUGUGGAGCAGUUGUCGACGUUGAGGGAUUAGGCAGGGAUAAGUGAGGAUGUGCUGCUAUACGGGCCUGCGGACGUUGCAGCUUUGCACCAUUGCGUGGAGGCGUGGACGCGUGUGGAAGAUUGCAGGGGGGUGGUUGC